Molecule: messenger RNA, 1116 nt
Organism: Fibroporia radiculosa
Lineage: Eukaryota; Fungi; Basidiomycota; Agaricomycetes; Polyporales; Fibroporiaceae
Exons: 6
Coding region: 1-1116 (371 amino acids)
Source: RefSeq, a predicted model, not a curated record
AUGCAAGCUUAUCCCAGCAGUGAUCAGGGCUACUAUCCCCCUACUCAGUACGCCCAGCCGCAGACAACCUACUACCCGCAAUACACACCCUACCACCCAUACCUUCCCCCACAGCAGCCAGUGGCUCCGCAAUAUUCGACGUAUUCCGCACAAUAUGACCAGUCGCCGCAGUACCCUACGCCAGCACCGGCAAGGAGGAAGCUGAGCCGUGGAGCAUCUACAGGUGGUGUCCCGACAACCUCCAACCGUCCAGGCACUCCAGGAGCCCCCCGUAGGUCUGCAAUGAAGAAACAUGGAGACCGAGCUCCAUCUGCCAGUGCGGUUUCACUCUCCAGACAAACCAGUGCCUCCGAUGCUCGUCAGAGGGUCAACUCCCUCACUCGUCCCCGCUCAAAUUCUGCCUCCCAUUUUCUUCCAGAUCAUCUUUUUGUAUCGUUCAUUGGUUCCAACGAACUCCGUGUGGAGAAUAUAUGCUAUCAGACCACACUCGAUGGGCUUCGCGAAGCUAUCCUUCCAAUGUGGCCUCAAGGCGUCUCUUUUCAAGACAGCCGCGGUCACGGUUGGCGUGUUCAAUUCGCAGGUAGCCCUUGGACGAGCACAAGAACAGAUGCAAUACUUGCACAACGAUUGAUUUGCCGCCUCUAUAUGAUCUUGGCUAAACAGGGAUAUUCAUAUCUUACGACGGUUCAAACGGGCUACACCCCGCAGCCUCCACGAAUGAUUUUCGUCGACUCGAUACCUGACCUCGACGUGGAAGUGUUUCUGAUAACUUUCUCUCGCUCAAAGCUGAGACUACGACUCCUGGAUGCGCCCCCCGGUAUCGUGCAACAACUUGAGGCCAGCUUGCGCGCUGUUUUUCCGCGGAAAAUCUCAUCGCAUGCUGAGCAUGAAGACGGCAUUCAUGUCAUUGAGGUCAAGCGAGAAGGAAUCCGGCCGCGAGAUCAGGACAAGAAUCUCUUUCUUGCAUGCGUGUUACGAUUAUUGAAUACUGUGGGUUUCAAACUCGACGGGAGCAUUCCCCUGGGCAAGAGGGGACCAUUUGGGUUUGGUCCACGGCAGGAAGCUUGGAUAUUCAGAAGCACGAUGCGGCAGUUGGAUGGCCGUCAGAAGUCAUGA